AACGUCCGUCUCAAUUGUCCAAUCCAUCCUUUCUCGUGUCCCGCUCAAAAUGUCUUCCGCAGAUCCAUCGUACCUCCCAAGACCAGACAGUAGCAACUGGCGUCAUGCCAGCACCAUCAUCACCGCUCCAUCGAAGCACAUCGACGUUCCUAACUCCCAACCUUACUCCUUCCGUCUGCACUACGUCGACGUGCCAGCGUACAACAGAAAGGCCGGGACAGCCGAUGCAGCGGUGAGAGGCACGGUGUUGCUGAUCCACGGCUUUCCCCAGACCUGGUACCAGUGGCGCCAUGUUAUCAACCCAAUCGCCAAUGCUGGUUACCGAGUGGUCGUGCCCGACUACCGCGGCGCAGGUAACUCUCAGGCCCCACCGAGCAAUGCCGGCCAUGCGGGUGGCAUGGGAGGCGGAUAUACGAAGCUUGUCAUGGCGGACGAUCUUCGCACGCUGCUUCGAGACCACCUCGGGAUCAAGGAGAUGGUGCAUGUCAUUGGUCAUGACAUUGGGGCCAUGGUCGGCCACGCAUACGCAAGUUUCUUCGCAGACGACACCAAGAGCUUUGUAUGGGUUGACUGCCCACUGCCCGGCACAAAGAAUUAUGACGACUGCAAAGCAGCGUCGACGGACACCUGGCAUUUCAUCUUCCACAACGUUCAGGAUGAUCUGCCAGAGAGGCUUGUUUCGGGCCACGAAAGAACAUACAUGCGCCACUUCUUCGACAGGCUCUGCGUCAAUCCAUACGCCAUUGUACCCGGCGGUGAGGACGAAGACGUAUAUGUCACCGCCUACACGCGUCCAGGGGCCAUGCGAGCCGCAUUCGACACCUACCGCACCUUUGACGAAGACUCGCGCCAGAACCGAGAGCUGGUGAAGAAGAUCGGCAAGGGCAAGGUUCCCGUGCUAUCCCUGCCUGGUGGGGGAAGCUUCAACUAUGCCAGGUCGGAAGAGCAGCUCAAUGAGCUCUACGAGAAUGUCGAGGCGUCGUUUGUGCCGAAUGCCGGGCACUACAUCCCCGAUGAGCAGCCGGAGGGGUUCGUGGAGAAGGUUGUGCCCUUUAUCCUGAAGCAUAGUAAAUAGACGCGUCCUCUUAGCCGUGGUGAUGGAGUGUGGUAGAUGAUCACAACACGAUUCUAGAGAGAUGGCGUGCGGCGAUGUCCGGAUGACUAAUCCCCAAACUCAGCACGGUCCAGCAAUUGUCGACUUCAUACAAACCCUGAACCUUUCCCCGUUG
Molecule: messenger RNA, 1229 nt
Organism: Neohortaea acidophila
Lineage: Eukaryota; Fungi; Ascomycota; Dothideomycetes; Mycosphaerellales; Teratosphaeriaceae
Product: Alpha/Beta hydrolase protein
Exons: 4
Coding region: 50-1075 (341 amino acids)
Molecular function (GO): serine-type carboxypeptidase activity
Source: RefSeq, a predicted model, not a curated record